GUACUAGUAGCAUAUAAUUAGCUCACAUCCAAAUCCUUAAUCCGUAAGCACACUCCCAAAUUAAACCCGGCAAGUUGCAUAUUAUCCAUGAAAAACCCAUCAGUUGCUAUUGCUAUAUACUAGCCUCUAGCUCUAGUUGACCGGCGAGAGUAGUAUUAAUACCGCUACCACGCGUAGCCGCCGAGCUCGCCAUUAGCUUGCUAUUCUCUCUUCUUCUUCUUCUUCUUCUUCUUCUUCUUCUUCUUCUUCUUGGUGUGAUUGAGGUGGAGGAGGAGAUGAGUUUCAUAGGCAUGGUGGAGGCGAGAAUGCCGCCGGGGUUCAGGUUCCACCCGAGGGACGACGAGCUGGUGCUGGACUACCUCCUGCACAAGCUCGCCGCCGGCGGCCGGGGAGGAGGGGUGUACGGCGGCGGCGGCGGCGUCGCCAUCGUCGACGUCGACCUCAACAAGUGCGAGCCAUGGGACCUUCCAGACGCGGCGUGCGUGGGAGGCAAGGAGUGGUACUUCUUCAGCCUCCGCGACCGCAAGUACGCCACCGGCCACCGCACCAACCGCGCCACCCGCUCCGGCUACUGGAAGGCCACCGGCAAGGACCGCUCCAUCACCCGCCGCUCCUCCAUCUCCUCCGGCGAGCCCUCCUCCUCCGCCGCCGCCGCCGCCGUCGGCAUGCGCAAGACGCUCGUCUUCUACCGCGGCCGCGCCCCCAAGGGCCGCAAGACCGAGUGGGUCAUGCACGAGUUCCGGCUCGAACCGCAGCCUCUCCACCUCAAGGAGGACUGGGUGCUAUGCAGGGUGUUCUACAAGACCAGACAAACAAUUCCAAGCCCAUCAUCUGAAGAGGCCGUCACACUGCCCAAUGAGCUAGACCUGCCUGCCACGCCUUCGCUCCCGCCCCUCAUCGAUGCCUACAUCGCCUUCGAUAGCGCACCGACGACGACGCCAUCGAUGGUCGGGAGCUACGAGCAAGUGUCCUGCUUCUCCGGCCUGCCGGCAUUGCCAAUGAAGGGCUCCAUCAGCUUUGGGGACCUGCUGGCCAUGGACACCUCUGCAGAGAAGAAGGCCAUCAGGGUACUGCACAACAGCAACACUGCAAAGCUGGAGCUCUCCCCAGAUUGGGGACAGGAGAGUGGCCUGUCACAGAUGUGGAACCCCCAAUAAUGAUCUUGAUCUUGAUAUUGAUAUUGAUAUUGAUAUUGAUAUUGAUAUUGAUGAUGUUUGUGUUGCUACUUGCUAGAUAGCGAUUACUACUGAAUGCAGUGUGGCAAAUAACUUGUAAAGAGGUGACAUAUUCUUUCCUCUGCUGGAGUAGUAGCUGUGCAUACAUUUUGUAUUUGAUUGGAAAAUUUGAUUAGGGGUGUGACAUACACAGUAGAGUAGUGAAAAUGGCUUGGUGUAGAAUCUGUACAUAGGAUUGCAGAAAAGGGUUAUCCCUUUCUCUUUACUCUCUAGAUGUAUUUGUCAUUGCAGAUGAAUAAAGAUUUCAGAGACAGGCA
Messenger RNA from Oryza sativa Japonica Group (Japanese rice), 1492 nucleotides. Its product is annotated as NAC domain-containing protein 21/22. Gene Ontology annotation, biological process: regulation of DNA-templated transcription. The record is from RefSeq and is a predicted model, not a curated record. Gene Ontology annotation, molecular function: DNA binding. NCBI's taxonomy places the organism in Eukaryota, Viridiplantae, Streptophyta, Magnoliopsida, Poales, Poaceae.